AUGAGAAGGCUUCUGCUUUUGACUCUCCUGGCUCUCGGAGCUGCCGACAUCGGUUCCAUUGCCUUAGAAAGUCCCUUGAAGAGACUGGUGGCAGAGACCUUGACCUUGCUCUCCACUCAUCGGACUCUGCUGAUCGGCGAAGGGAACCUGAUGAUUCCUACUCCAGGACAUAAAAAUUACCAACUAUGCAUUAAAGAAGUCUUUCAGGGGAUAGACACAUUGAGGAACCAAACUGCAGAAGGGAAUGCCGUGGAAAAACUCUUCCAAAACUUGUCUUCAAUAAAAGACUACAUAGAUGGCGAAAAAAAAAAGUGUGAAGGGGAACGAUUGAGAGUAAAAAAGUUCCUAGACUACCUGCAAGUAUUUCUUGGCGUGAUAAACACUGAGUGGACAAUGGAAAGUUGA
Messenger RNA from Eptesicus fuscus (big brown bat), 405 nucleotides. RefSeq names its product interleukin 5 (gene IL5). Gene Ontology annotation, cellular component: extracellular region. Bases 1 to 405 code for a protein of 134 amino acids. Gene Ontology annotation, molecular function: interleukin-5 receptor binding; growth factor activity. The record is from RefSeq and is a predicted model, not a curated record. The transcript has 4 exons. Gene Ontology annotation, biological process: immune response. Lineage: Eukaryota; Metazoa; Chordata; Mammalia; Chiroptera; Vespertilionidae.